ACGCUAUGUUGAAGGAAUGGGAAACGACACGUGCAUCGACUAAGCAUUGAAGAUGUAAAUCAAACAUUGUCUUUUCGCAGCUUUUUAAUAACAUGAACACUUUGAUAUAAUGUCAGAAUGUACUCAUGAUUGCACAGGAACGGAAACUGAAGAAGUAUUGCCCGAUUUGCAGAAACGCAAAAUGGAGGGGGACGUUGUGACAUUAGAUGCUGGUGAUCCUCAAGCCUCGAUCAAAACAUUUAAAAUUGACAGUGAGUUACCAAAUGGAAAGAUCAAACAUCGACCUAAUGAAAACGGUUUGGUAUCACAUAUAUUGACGACUGAAAGUCCCAAACAGACCGAGAAUUGUGAUGCCCCCGAGGAAGUGGAAGUGUGCUCCUCGUGCGAAAGUGAAAAUACGAUAGAUACACCCCUGACGGAACGGAGUAGUAUUGACUGUGCCGGUCUUGGAAGUGAUGCAGAAUCUUCUUUGUGUGAAGCUGUACAAAACUUGGGGGUAUAUGCACCAGGGACAAGUGAUAUAAAAGACGGAAUAGAGUAUAUCGUGUACAAGUCAGAAUUGCAAAUGCCUGACAUCAUGAGACUGAUCACUAAAGACUUGUCAGAACCAUACUCAAUUUACACAUACAGAUACUUCAUCCACAACUGGCCAAAGCUUUGCUUCCUUGCUAUGGAUGGAGCCAAAUGUGUGGGAGCCAUAGUUUGUAAAUUAGAUAUGCACAAGAAAAUGGUACGAAGAGGAUACAUAGCAAUGUUAGCUGUAGAUUCUGAUUACAGACGGAAACGAAUCGGUUCCCAUCUUGUUCGCAAGGCAAUCAGAGCUAUGAUACUAGAUGACUGUGAUGAGGUUGUUCUUGAGACAGAAAUAACCAACAAAGCAGCCUUGCGUCUAUAUGAAAAUCUAGGAUUUGUACGUGACAAAAGAUUAUUCCGUUACUACUUGAAUGGUGUGGAUGCAUUACGACUAAAGCUGUGGUUACGAUAGACUUUUUACAGAAAUGUUAGUUAUCAACUGCGGAACUGUUUUAUUGUUAAAGGGUGUUGUGUGUGAGGAGGGGAAAUACACUGGAUAAUUUAUUUUGCAUCAUGCAUAUAUACAGUUACCAGAGAGUGUGUUUGUGUGGAGUAAUUUGUGUACAGAUGUAUGUAGAAUCAAGAAUCAUUAUCCCUUUCUUGUGUUCAAGGGAUCAGAUGUGUAAUUAGUUAUAAAAUCAUAAUCAAGAACUGUAUGGACUUACGCAAGUGGAACUGUGUCUUCUUGAUCUCACUUGAAAAGUUUCACAUUUUAUUGCUUUGAUUCAUCACCAACUGCAGAUCAUUGAAAGCCAUAUAUUGUUAAUGCCCGCUAAGUAUAAAGGAAUACUGAUUCUUGCCUAAAGAGAGACAUUUAACUGCCAGAGUGAGUGAUUUUACUUGUAGUCUUAAAAUUGUGUUGAUGACCUCCAACAACCAGUGAAAAUCAAUGUAUCAAGUGCUUUGUGAUGAAAAAUUGUAUCGGAACUAUUCUUUCAUAUUUUUUAUACAAACUUAAUAACCGUGCUUUGUUUUGAAGUGUUUUCUGAAAUUGUAUACACGUCUGUUUUAGUUACUGUGAUUUUAUAAACUAACUGAAAGUAAAAUAUCUACUUAAGUUUCAAAGUCCCAAGUAUUCAGGUUCGAUGCACCUAUGUUUUGAAUUACAGGAAAGAGUUUUUUAUGGUAAUCAAUUUUUGUAUAUUAACAAAGAUGUUUGACAUUCAUACACCUGGCUGUAGAAGUCGUUCUAGUCAUCUUAAUAACAAAACUAUAAAUGAUUUAAAAGAAAACUUAUCAGAUUAUUUGUUACAAUUCUGUAUUUAUGUGGCCGGGUAUUUUUUGGGUGAGGGUAGAAGUUUGAUACAGCCAGCAGGGUGAGAUAUGUUGACAUUUAAAAGGAUUAGUGACAUUAGUGUGUCUCUCCCUAGUCAGUGUAACUAGGUCAUUACAUUACUACGAGAGAUAUUACUCUACUUGGCUAAAUGUUUUUCGCAUUGUUAUUAUUACAAAUAAGAUAUCAUUUCAAAAUUAAAAUUUCACUUGACAACUUGUUAAUAGUUGUGUUGCGUUCAGACUGAGGUAGUCCCAGCACUUUAUUGUUUCUUCAAUAACGGAGACUUUCAUUUUGUGGGAAAACUUGUAAAUAAAUGUGAAGAGAUCAAUACAGAUAAAACAGAUAUGAUAUUUAGAACUUGAUUGCAUAGACACCUUUAUGAAAAAACAAAGAUAUUCAGUAUUAUGAGUGAAACUUGACACGUAUGUUUACUGUAAAAAGAGUUCUUAGUUAUAUUUUGAAAUGUCAUUUUAACAUCUAGUGCUUAGUUAUAUGAUAUAUUCUUGUAGAAAUCAUACAAGUACAAACAUACUUGAGAUUUGUUAAUGUACAUCAUCAGAAGGCAUGUAAAGAAAAUUUUGUUGGAACAAAGAAGCAAUUAUAGUUGUGAGAGCAUUUUUUUUCCCUCAAAGUCAAUACAAUUAACAUCUCAAUAUCAUCUUUCCUUUAUUUGCAUCCUAGACAAGUCAACAACCCUAUUAAAACAUUUUAACAUGUAAAUAGGACGUCAGAAAUGUCAGCUGGACUGUGCUGGGAAUCGAUAAUUGUUAGAAAAACAUCGUCAGUGUUUCUGUGUCUAAAAAAUUGCCUUUAAACAUUGAUCAAUGAUGAAUACAGAAAAUAAACGUCCAAGGAAUUAUGUUUGAGUCACUUGAUAAAAAUUAAGUAAAUAGAAUUUUUGUAAACCAUUAUUAAAACAAAGGUUGGGAGAUGGGCUGGUUCUAGCAGAUGUGGCAUUCAAAACUUUUUACAUGUUCUUACUGCCUGCUGUUAACAGCGAACUGUCUGUGUGGGCCAUUGUUAUAUCAUUGAUUGUUACAUACAUGUUCACAUUAUUUAUUAUGCGUGUGUGGAUGUGAUGAGUGUGUGAAUUAUGUCACUGUUGGGUUUCGGCUUGCUUGUGGUGGUGCAGACACUUGUACUGGUCUUCCUGUGUUAUGCAAUUACCUACAUGUGAUCCCUAAAUUGAUUAUCAUCUCUUCGCAAGAUCAUAAGGCUUUCAUAUUUUUCACUGUACAUCAGGCCAUACUUCAUCAUUGUGUUAACUGAUGCAUCCUAGCUGCAGAGAUCGGAUUAUUUACACAGAGAUGCAUGAAAGAGGCAGAUUUUUAUCAACAUAUAACUGGCUAUAUUUAAUAUAACACCAGGUAGGCAUGGUUAUCUCCCCUUGUCCAAUGUCUAGCUGCAAUCAUGACCAUUUCUAUUUCAUAAAACUUUGUAAACCAGUAUACAUUGAAGAUUUUUAAAAGAAAAGUCAACUUGCUGUUUUAAUGUAAUUAUUUAAGCACAUCAUUGAUGCAUUCAUCAUAUAAGACUUACCAGUAUAAAAACUAUCAGAAAUCUCUUCUACUUUAAUCUAAGUUGUCUCUUACAAUUGUUGUGAUAACUACUGUUACUUUCAGGUAGUAUUGUUACAUGUUUUUGUUGGGAUGAAUUUAGAAAAUUUUAGGAAAAAUUGAUAUUGCAAACUGGAGGGAAAAAGUCCUAUAGUUUGUAUUUCCUUAAGUCAGAUUUUUUUUUUAAUUACACGAAAAAUUAUAUUGUAACUGUGUUUCAUCCAGUGUGGCUCAGUCUCGAAGAUUCUUCCUUCUUCAUUGUGAGGUUUCCACUUCCCAAGAAGGCACUCCUGGAAAUACCUUGAAGUUGUUAUGGGAAAAAAUGUCAUUGGUUAUAUCCUCCCAAGGCAUCACAACAAUAGCUAGCUCAUGGAAUAACUAAGCUGAUGAAUUAUCUUGAUCCUGUCUGUCCCAUAAUUCUGGACUAUCAUGUUCUGAUAAUAAUGAGAAUAUUGUUGUCAGCUAGAUAAGUUUUGGUCAUUAAGUAUGACUAUGUUUUCAACCAGUACCUCCUCGAUAUUGUUGGAGCAUACUACCAAAGUUGAAUGAAUUUGGCUUAAAAGUUUGUUAGUAUAUUCUGCGAGUAUGGUAUUAGUUCUCUGCAUUCGAAUGAUUCAAAUGAAAUUCAAUAAUAUCAAAAGUAAAAUGAUUACAUGGGAAUACCAUACAUCUGAUAAUACUGAUGAAAUAUCUGACCUUGAUAAAAUUCAUCUAUAAAGGGUGUUAAUAUAUUUCGUUGGUUUUGAAAUGUAUUUGUACAAUGAAAAGAGAUAAAGCUGUUGUCGAGAUUAUUUGAUUAGCAUUUGAACAAGUAAAGACAGCUGGAUAUUUGUUAAUAUUUGUUGGGAGGAGAGUAAUGUUUGUUGGGGGCGAGGGAUGUUGACUGAUAGAUGGUGAAUGUUGAUAUCAGGUUUAAUUUAUACUGUUGUGAUGAAUAUUGCCUGAAGGCUGUUAAUCAGGAACUUUUUAAUACAUUUGUAUCUGGAAGUUCUGUUACAUUCAGUUUAACAAUUAUUUUAACCAAAUAUAAAUAAUGGUAAUACAUUACUGUUACAAACUUAGAUGUUUUCUUGCUCUUAGAAGAGAUCAAAUUCAAAAUACUGAGAAAUAUGGUGAAAAUAAGGAUGGGGGAGGAAACAAAGUUAAUGUUUUACUUACUACAAUCAUAUAAACAAAGAAAUCAAACCUUUAAUUUUCAUCUGAAUACCUAGUAUGUGGAGAAGUGGUAGUCGCAUAUUCAUUGAUUGUUAAAUAAGUUAGAUAUUAACGCAACGCAAGUAAAAAUUACUGUUUCUGUAUGUAACGCACAACAAAAUCCUGUGAUUUUACUCUUUGUCAGUCAGAACUUUAUUCAAUAACAGGGAUGGUGUGUGUGUUAUCUGUACAUAAAUAUACAUAGACGAGUUACAGACUCGUUCCUAAUGGUGAUGGAUUAUUCCUUCAUAUUUCAGUACAUUCUGUUAAAUCUUAUUUAUUGAAAAGAAUUAAGAUAUAAAUUUUAGAUUCAUUAAGCUUUUUUCAACAAUUGAAAAGAAGACAUAUUUUGGUAACCCUAACAAGAUGAGAAAAGACUACAUAAACAAGUUUCAAAUUAAUACUUUGUUAGUGACUUCUUAAUUGAUUGAAAUCCUGUUUUUUGAUUUUCUGAUUAAUGAUACAAAGAAACUUAUAUCUCAGUUUUCAAUUACUGUUACUAUGGGAGAGGGAUGAAGGCGGGGGCAUGGGGGAUAUAACUUAAUUUUCAAUCGUUGUUACUAUGGGAGAGGGAUGAAGGCGAGCCAGGGAGGAUAUACCUUAACUUUCAAUCGCUGUUACUAUGGGAGAGGGAUGAAGGCAGGGGGAAUAAACCUUAACUUUCAAUCGUAGUUACUAUGGGAGAGGGAUGAAG
Molecule: messenger RNA, 5293 nt
Organism: Ylistrum balloti
Lineage: Eukaryota; Metazoa; Mollusca; Bivalvia; Pectinida; Pectinidae
Product: N-alpha-acetyltransferase 30-like
Exons: 4
Coding region: 110-985 (291 amino acids)
Biological process (GO): N-terminal peptidyl-methionine acetylation
Cellular component (GO): NatC complex
Molecular function (GO): protein-N-terminal amino-acid acetyltransferase activity
Source: RefSeq, a predicted model, not a curated record